AUGUCUACCGAAACCAGCAUACCAGAAGUCUCGCAAACCGAGCGCCAUGGCUACCUCUUUGGUCACCCGAUCGCCCACUCAAUGUCGCCUUUACUACACAAGACCGUGUACGACAACCUUGGAUUGAACUGGGCUCAAUACCCUCUGGAGUCAAGAGACAUGAGUCUGUUCCUGCAAUUGAUCAAGCAUCCUCAAUUCUACGGCGCCUCGGUCACAAUGCCCCACAAGGUCGCCAUACUAAAACACCUCGACGGCCUCACAGAAGAGGGAAGGGACGUAGGCGCAGUCAACACACUUUUCAUCCAACAAGACGCGUCAGGGAACCGGUUAUACAUGGGGACCAACACCGACGUCAUAGGGAUAAGAGAUGCUUUCGCAUACAACGUGGAUCCGGCGAAGUUUGAGAACAGACCUGCGUUAGUGAUCGGCGGAGGCGGCGCAGCGAGAAGCGCCGUGUAUGCGCUGAGGAAGUGGAUGAAGGCCAGUGCCAUAUAUCUUGUCAACAGAGAUCCCACAGAAGUCGCUGCUGUCAUCGAAGAGUGCACAGCCCGCGGCUACGGCGACUCCCUCGUCCACGUCUCAUCCGUCUCACAAGCACAAAGCCUCGAAGGUGUCGGUGCGAUCGUAGCCUGCGUACCGAACUUCACACCCGUCACACCUGCCGAAAUCGAGGCGCGGCAAGUCCUCGAAUGCUUCCUUGCGAAGUCGCACAAGGGAGCUUUAUUGGAGAUGUGCUACCACCCCACGACAUGGACGGAGAUUGCGGAGGUAGGAAAACAAAACGAUUGGCAGAUCGUGCUAGGGACAGAGGCACUGAUAUAUCAGGGUCUGGAACAAGACCGGUAUUGGACAGGGAAAGCCGUAGCGGAUCUGCCGGUGGUGCAGGUGCAGGAGGCGAUCGCCAGAAAGUUGAACGAAGCAAGGCUGUAG
Messenger RNA from Alternaria incomplexa, 930 nucleotides. RefSeq names its product Quinate dehydrogenase (gene QA3). Gene Ontology annotation, biological process: shikimate metabolic process; chorismate biosynthetic process. The coding region runs from base 1 to 930 and encodes 309 amino acids. Gene Ontology annotation, molecular function: shikimate 3-dehydrogenase (NADP+) activity. Lineage: Eukaryota; Fungi; Ascomycota; Dothideomycetes; Pleosporales; Pleosporaceae. The record is from RefSeq and is a predicted model, not a curated record. The transcript is spliced from 3 exons.